AUGCGUGCUUUAACCAUAUGUACAAAGGAAUUCAUGUUGAAAAUUAGGGAUAUUAUUGUGAAAAACCAUAUCGCCAUGUUCGAAGUGCCAUUUGCUAGUCAAAUGCACAAAUACUGCAGACGCGAAAAACGCAUUCGUGCCGAUUGGCAAACUGCCCUUGGUCGUACUACUACCAGCAAAAUGACCGUACCGACCACUGUGAGUAACAAUGUCCGUUCUGUGCUUGGGAAGCUUCCGGACUUAUCCUACCUGCUACAGCGAAAGGAAUUUCGCACCUCUUGUGUCUAG
Messenger RNA from Echinostoma caproni, 288 nucleotides. The record is from the annotation of a GenBank genome assembly. NCBI's taxonomy places the organism in Eukaryota, Metazoa, Platyhelminthes, Trematoda, Plagiorchiida, Echinostomatidae.